Messenger RNA from Pyricularia oryzae 70-15, 411 nucleotides. RefSeq lists its product as uncharacterized. The transcript has a single exon. NCBI's taxonomy places the organism in Eukaryota, Fungi, Ascomycota, Sordariomycetes, Magnaporthales, Pyriculariaceae. Bases 1 to 411 code for a protein of 136 amino acids. The record is from RefSeq and is a predicted model, not a curated record.
AUGACGACGGGAUGGGCAAAGACGAAGUUUACGAGGAGGAGCAAGCGACAAGCACUACGACUAGAGGCGUUCUUCCACAAGGGCGAAUCGUGGCGCCGGAUGCUGGUGCAGCAGCCGGCGUGCGAGAAGCUCGGCUUCAUCCAGCAGACGGGGGGCUCUGGCGACCAGCAGAGCUUUGCGAGCGCGUUGCAGCAGUUCCCCAUCUGCGACGCUUCGGCCGACGCCGGAGAGGUCCGCAUGGGUAGCCACUACGACCUGGUGUACCGGUGUCAUGGGCCAUGCCUCAGCGGCCAAAGAAUGCGUCAGCUACUGCGUUCUGUGGCGCCUCUACGGCGCCGACCCGCCGCUGAGCGAGUGGUACAGCAACUGCGGUGGGUACGAGUUAUACCUGCACAAUGGCUUUACGCAUGA